AAAGCUUGGGUUCCUUUAGUCUGAGUGUUGCUGUUUUCGACGCAGGUGGUUUCACACAUGACGAGCUACUGAAGGUGUGGAAAGGAUUGUUCUAUUGUAUGUGGAUGCAGGACAAGCCGCUCCUCCAGGAGGAGCUCGGCAGGACCAUUUCGCAGCUUGUCCACGCUUUCCAGACCACAGAGGCCCAGCACCUGUUCGUUCGGACCUUCUGGCAGACCAUGAACCGCGAGUGGACGGGCAUUGACAGACUGCGCCUGGACAAGUUCUACAUGCUCAUGCGGAUGGUCCUGCACGAGUCCUGGAUGGCCCUGAAGACGCAGGGCUGGGAAGAGAGACAAACUGAGCAGCUGCUGGAGCUGCUGACCACGGAGAUCCUGCACCCUGACAGCCAGGCCCCCAGUGGGGUGCGGAGCCACUUCAUCGAGAUCUUCCUGGAGGAGCUGGCCAGAGCUGGUGCCCACGAGCUGACGGCCGAGCAGAACCUCCGGCUCAUCGACCCCUUCUGCCGCAUCGCCGCCCUCACUCAGGACUCCCUGGUUCUGCAUAACAUCACUCGAGGCAUCUUUGAAACGAUCGUGGAGCAGGCCCCGCUGGCCAUCGAGGAGCUCAUGAAUGAACUGGACGCGCAAGAGGAGGAGGAGGGUGAGGAACAGGACUUGCCGUCCAGGAGGCCACAUAAAGGCUCCGUCUGUGGGACUGGACCCGACCCGGGUGCGGAGCAGUCGGACGACGACGAUGAGGGCAAUGCUGGCUCCGUCCUCCAGUUUGACUAUGAGGCUGUUGCCAACAGACUGUUUGAAAUGGCUAGUCACCAGGACACCCCUCCUCCAAACCGGAAACGUCUCUACAAAGUGAUCCGAAAGUUGCAGGGCCUCGCGGAAGGCUUCUUCCCUGAAGAUGACAUCCCAGAGAAAGCCUACAGGUGUGUGCGGGGAGGGCGGCGCGUGAAGAUGAAGAGGCGCCUGUCCCAGCUGCAGAGCAGGACGGGGAGAGAUGCGGGGGAGGCCUUGUGUCCAGACCCGAGCCCCAGACCCGCGAGGAGAAGGCGGCAGCGGAGCACAGGGGCUGACCCCACCGUGUCCCAGGAGCAGCCCGGGGGCCGGGGAGGGAGAGGGGCCCAGAGGGGGCGGCGGCCGCUGGCAGGGGCCAACGCGAAGGUGGCCAGUUACCAGGAGCCGAAAGGGAAGAGGAAGCAGACCCUAGAGGGCAAAAGUGAUGUCGCCAGGCCCACCAGGGAGGAGGAGGCAGGAUAGUCGGACCGAGUCCAGAGACUCUGACACCAGCUGCUCCCCAGUGUACUGAGUCCGCAGCAGCCGAGGUCAGAGCUGACGGUGGUUGGGCCAGCACUUAGCGCCCAUGUCCCAGGAAGAGCUGCUCCUGUGCUGACCCGGGUCAGGCCGGGGGACCCCCACCGACACCGCCCUCAGCAGGAGACGCAGCUCGCUGGGCGUCCUCAAAUAAAGCGCUCCGAGGGUCGUGCAGACCGA
This is a messenger RNA of Vicugna pacos (alpaca), 1487 nucleotides long. The record is from RefSeq and is a predicted model, not a curated record. Lineage: Eukaryota; Metazoa; Chordata; Mammalia; Artiodactyla; Camelidae.